AUGGUCGACGUUUUCAAGGAGAGACCGACCCAGGACGAUUUCAUCGACGACGCAGCCAGCCUUGCCCCAAUACUCGAUCGCUACCACUACCAACUCCUCAUCUGGAGUUUUGUCGAUGCUCUUACGAAGGGAACUACCGAUGGACAAAUUCUACAACCACGACUUUGCGACACCUUUGUCCGUGUCAUUCGAUGGGCGGACCGGCUGGGAGACAGCGCCAAGAAUGACUCCGAACCCAUUGACAUGCGACUGGGCCCGGUUCUGGAGAGCAUGAAGAAGAGACUCGAUGCAGCGGGCCGCCAAGCCGAGCCUGGAACUCAGUAUCAGCUUAUCAGCACGCUGGGCAGCAUACUGGAUGCCAUGAAUGACGCAAAGAGACAAGGCAUCGACCGUGAGAGCCUGCACGAGCCGCUGAUGGACGAGCUCAAAACGCUCCGCAAGGCGGAGAACAUCCGCUUAGCACAAGCGUCCAGUUAUGCCUACCAAGCCCUGCUCAGCAUCCCGGACAACGAAGGGCCGGCCAAGGCACUCCUACGGCACACGGUCAAGAUUGUCGGUUCGGCAAGCAAGGUGGCCGGCGCCGUGUCGACGGCGGACCCGUCGAAGCUGUUUGAUGGCCUCUUUGGACUGACUGAUCUGCCCGAAUUGAUUGAGUCCAUGGUUGCCGUCGUGGCGUCCGCGUACAAUCUGGUGUCAGACGUCAAGGCAGUCAAAGAGAACGGCGUCAUGCGCCGGCCCAAAGGAUGGUACAUUGCGCUACGGUACAGCGACAUGCUGAUGAGAGCCCGGUCGUUUCAGGGACUCGAAUCGUUCGUAAAGGCCGUCCCUUGUGGCAUAGACGUCGACUUUCAAUGCGGACUGUAUGCCCAACUGGAGCGUGCCUGGGGCGCGUUGGAGUCCAGCAACACUUCGUCUGUCAACAAAGACAAACAAGCGCUUCGAGACAUUGCAGUCAUUGUUCCGUCGCCAAAGGGCGGUACCAACGAUCUCAAGCUCGUAAUGGCCUGGAGAGAAACAAUCAAAGACUGCUUUGGCUUGCCGCUCGACAUGAGGACGGACGCAGAGCAACGCAUGGCCAAGAAAACGUCGAAGCUGGCUGUUUUUGUGAAACAGAAGGCGUACUCCUCCCAGGUCGCUUACCUAAAGCCUGCCGCAGUUCCCUCAUCGACCGCGCUGCUCACAGAAGCCUGGCACAAAUGCAGCCGUGCUCUCGUUUUUUAUGCAGAUGAAGAGCUAAGGCGGUACUACCUGGCUUCCGGCGAGGAGAUGCUCAAAAUCAAACGGAUUUCAGGUGCCACGCUGCCCAUGUCGGAUUGCUACAUCAAUUUGGCCAUUGUGGAGAAAAGUCAAAAAACGGACGGGCGACAUGAACUGAACGACGGAGAUUAUGCAAGGAGGGUCAUGUUAGACGGUCUCUUUGGGCGAACAAAACGUGACGAUGGCAAUGUUCACGCACGCAGCCGUUUGUUCAUCUGGGGCCGUGCGGGUGUCGGGAAGACUACGCUGUGCAAGAAAAUUGUGCAUGAGCUCACCCGUGCCGCUGACCACACGGAUCUCCCCCACUGGUUCGCGAGAUUCGACCGCGUGUUGUGGCUCCCGUUGCGCAAACUAAAGCUAUACAACCUGCACCCUGGCUACCAGCUUAGCGAUAUUUUAAAAGAUGAGUACUUUGCCCGGCAGGCUGACGGGAGCAGCUUUGCAGAGGCAUUAGCCAGACAAUGCACAGGCGGAAACAGCGGCGACGACAGCAACGAUUGUAAUGAUGGCCAAGGCGGGACCGGCCGCACUCUAUUUCUGCUCGACGGCUUGGAUGAAGUCUCUCAGCUGCUUGAUCCGGAGCACAAGGCGAACAGAUUUCUACACUGGCUCUUGGAUCGACCGAGUGCGAUCAUUACUUCACGACCCGGCGUAUCGGUUCCUUUGCCGCUGCGCUUAGAAUGCGAUUUCGAAACGGUCGGCUUUACGGUGGAGCAGGUUCAACAGUAUAUUAAGACGACAAUGCCCACGGAGGUGUCUGACAAUAUGUUGCUCUUCUUACACAGCCGCCCCCGCCUUUUGAAUCUGGUUCGCAUUCCGGUGCAGCUGGAUGCUUUUUCCUACGUCUGGAACGAAGACCGGCGCCCGACGGACAACCGCCCGACGGACAACCUGGGCAGCUCUGGUGCUCUGCGGAGUGAGUCGAAAAUGGCCACAAUGACCGACGUUUACGACGCCAUCACCCGGAAGCUAUGGAGGAAGGACAUUCCGCGCGUCAGGGGCCCGCACGAUGCGAACAACUUCACGGAUGCGACUGUACGGCGGCUUGCCGACGACGAGGUCGUGGAGGAGAUGCAGGGCGAAGUACAUUUUGUGCAAGCUUUGGCCUUUGCGGCAUUCUACCACGAAGUGGUGAUUUUUGAGCAAAGCGACUGCGUGGCCGUGCGAAAAUAUGCAGACAAUCCUCCAAUGAAAGGCUUUCUGAACCAUGUUCUCGCCAAUCUCAGUUGCCUACGCGCGUCCGAUGCCUCGUCUCUGGACGACGAAGACGCCACCCACAGGACGUACCACUUCAUACAUCUCACGUACCAGGAGUUUUUUGCGGCGCAAUUCUUUGCUCGUCAGUGGACGGCCGCCAGCGUCAGCAGGGACGGAAAGGGCAGGAUGUUUACCUGCCCCAAACUUGGGAACCGAAAACAGGUUCGCCUCUCGGCGCACGCGUAUCUUCAAAAGAACAAGUACAGCACGAGACACAACAUUUUUUGGCGCUUCGUAGCCGGGCUGCUUCGCAUCGGACAUGGUGAUGCGGCAGACAUCGUCGAAGACAAAGACAGUGACGACGGCGAAGACGGCGGCGAAGGCGACGACGAACAACUCGACUUUGGCAACGCAGCUGCGGACACGAUCAAAUCAUCGAAGCGCAUCCCGGACUCGCUCCGUCGCUUUUUCCACGCUUUGGAACAAGAGCCACGCGACCUCUUGGGACCGGUGCAUUUACGUCUGGUCGUAUCCUGCCUUGACGAAGCAGACCCAAGGCAGAACACACCGUAUUUUGACUUGCAUCGUGAUAUGCUACGUCGCUGGAUGCUCUGGGAAUGUCAAAAAUACAACAAUUCGCACUUGGCCGGCUUACCUGCCUUUCCGUUUCGAGUGGUUGAAGCUGCCUUGGAGGACGCGCCCGAUGCACUGUCUAGGGGACUUAUGGCGUCGAUCGCCAAGUGCUCGACCAUCACGUCCAAGAACUACCUGUUCCGACUCUGCAACUAUGUGCAUCCCGACAAAUAUCCGUCCCCUCUGUCAUCGCUUGCGUUUUUCACCUUGCAGAAUCAGUCGAUUCUAUCACGUGACGUGAUUGAAGAGCUGCUUGGCCACCUUCGUCGCAACAAUUAUGACGGCGACGAUUUGGAGCAUUAUUUCAACAUACUAUGGAAAACCCAGAACGUGAUGCUCUAUGUGGCCGAGCUUAUAAAGGACAGCAGGCCCAACAUACAGAAGCUUGCCGGCUGGAUUUUAAGGCGAACAAUGCUCUUCAGCAGAGUUUAUCCACGGGAGGCAGUGACAGCUCUCGUUUCGGUGCUACGUAACAUCGAAAUGCAUCUGCCUAGUAACAUGGUAGAAGUUGUAUUUUCAGACUCACUGCCCCGCGAGGCAACAGACGCACUAUUGAUGCGGCUACGCCACAAGGACCACAAUGUCGUCUUGGAUAUGAUACACUGUAUCGUGAAAAUUGACCCAUUACACACGGGCUUCUACGCAUACUUUCCGAAGCCAACCUCCGUCGAGACAGAGGUGUUCGUGGAGGUCGUCUCCCUCAUGAAAUCACCCAAUGUAGACGUUGCUAAAGCCGCGCUUGACUUGCUGAAAUCAAAGGACAGGCUCCAGUGGACAGAGACAGAUGCAUUCGAUAUUCUUUUCGAACAUGCAGACGAGAAACAGCAAACAGCCAUCGAACGCGCCAUGCACGGUACAAGAGCCACAUUGCCGCCAAGCAUCAUGGCCAAAGUGCGCGCCCAGCUACAGGAGGCAAACGACCAGAAUCAACUCGGCGCCAUACGUCUUCUGGAGAACCAAACACUACCAGACGACAUCCUCGCCUUCCUACUGCGCAAGUUCGACGAGGUGAAAACAAGUUGCGAGAUACGAAUCGCCCUGGCACGCACUCUGGGGAGCAAAGGGGCCGCUCGUCCGUCAUUGGUGCUGGACAGACUGGUCACGGCGCUCAAGGAUGCAGAUGACACAUUGGCACCGGUCUUGUUCAAUGUGCUCUGGCACGAAGACCUUCCGGAGAGCAUCGCAGCCAUGUUGGUGGAGUGCAUCAGCAUGGACAACAUACAACAUGUCUGUCGUCGUUAUCAGCCUUCUUAUGUGAGAAAACCACGUAUGCCGCACCUGCCAGAGCCUGCUAUGUCGUCCCUUGUCGCGAAAUAUCAAGCCCUCUCUCGCCGUGAGGACGCACAGAAUUUCGUUUUGACCGUACUCCACGGCCACACAGCCAGUCUGCCCGAACACGUUAUCAUCAGCCUCCAUGACGAGCACCGGCGCUUGCGCGAAGAAUCACGCCGCGAUGAAAGUGUUGACCCGGCUAUGCACACCAUAACAACAAUCCUGUCCAGUCGGAUCACAGACACGCCAUGCAUUCGAGACUAUUUCGUCGAUAUGCUGUACGAUACAAAUGUCAAAGUAGUUGGGCUUGCGGUACGUGGCUUGGCACACCCAGACCGGGUAGAUGACGCAGUCUUCGACGGAUUGACCCAUAUUGCACUUCACAGCGACAAUGCCGAUUUGGCGAGACAGGCAACAACGGUAAUACUUCUGAAAAAAUCCCUAUCUAUUCAACAGCGCUAUACGGCAGUCAAAGCCGUCCUCAAGAAGCCGUCUAUAACUCGCCGAGAGACGUUUGAAUUCCUCGAGGCUUUUAUCUCUUCGCCGGGAGUUGACUUGCGCGAGCUGGCGGGUAGCGACCAACGUACGCUCUUACGGUUCUUUGGCGAACUUUUCGAGCAGAGCAGAACCUUUGAUAUCACGUGGUUCACCAGCGGCGAGUCACACUUUGUGAUUUCUCUGUCCGACAAGUCGUUUCAGUUUCCCAAAGAGCACUUUGUCACUUUCGCAAAGGAGGUUCAAGAGUAUCUAGGAAUCCCAAGGGCACUUACUCAAAUGUGA
Molecule: messenger RNA, 5139 nt
Organism: Sporothrix brasiliensis 5110
Lineage: Eukaryota; Fungi; Ascomycota; Sordariomycetes; Ophiostomatales; Ophiostomataceae
Exons: 1
Coding region: 1-5139 (1712 amino acids)
Source: RefSeq, a predicted model, not a curated record